ACAAAUAAAUGUCAUCGGUUUUUGUUGAGUGCAACUGGUGCAACUGUUCGCGGAGGGGCCUUGUUUUCUCAUCAUUUUCCACCGAUUUUUCAACUAAAAUAGUGAUACAAAAUGAUCCAUUACUAAUCGGUCCGUUGGCUGAUAGUUUGCUGCCCCAGAUUCCAGCAUUCGCAUAUUCCGCGCAACUGCAUUUAGCACCUGUAACCACCACACCAAAGCACCAGCGCCGCGAAGGGUUUCCGCGCCGAAUGACGUGGAGAAAACAGCAGCGACCCAGCACCACAGCAGCGCUUUUCCAACCGAUUACGGCAAAUAGUUUAGCAAGGGUGUGAUUUUUAGACGCAGAACACAAGCCUGCAAAAUGUUUGAAAUUACAGACACACAAAAAAUCGGAGUCGGUUUGGCUGGUUUCGGUAUAACGUUCCUGUUCCUGGGGACGCUUUUACUGUUCGAUAAAGGACUGCUGGCGAUAGGGAAUAUUCUCUUCGUGUGCGGUUUAGCCUGCGUGAUUGGACUCGAACGAACGUUUCGCUUCUUCUUUCAAAAGCAUAAAAUGAAGGCAUCGAUCGCGUUCUUCGGCGGCAUUGCGAUCGUACUGCUCGGCUACCCGUUGAUCGGCAUGCUGAUCGAGACGUACGGCUUCAUACUGCUCUUCAGCGGGUUCUUCCCGGUGGCCAUAAACUUUUUGCGCCGGGUACCGGUGCUGGGCAACAUUCUCAACAUGCCCGGCAUUAGCCGGACCGUCGACUGGUUGGCCGGCGAGUCGGACCGAACAACGGGCGCAGGUUACAGCGACUGAGAAAACUACGACCAGCGAUCGUAAUACCAGCAAUCGAGCGAUGUGAAGCAAUGGAUUUAGUCGGUCCCUAGGGUCUAUGAACAGCUCGGAAAAUAAAUGAAUCCCUUGUUUGUCUCACCGACUGCUUAGCCGGAAUUGUGUCCCAAACGUCGUCAAAA
Molecule: messenger RNA, 957 nt
Organism: Anopheles stephensi (Asian malaria mosquito)
Lineage: Eukaryota; Metazoa; Arthropoda; Insecta; Diptera; Culicidae
Product: vesicle transport protein GOT1B
Exons: 4
Coding region: 362-799 (145 amino acids)
Biological process (GO): endoplasmic reticulum to Golgi vesicle-mediated transport; retrograde transport, endosome to Golgi
Cellular component (GO): endoplasmic reticulum; membrane
Source: RefSeq, a predicted model, not a curated record